Molecule: messenger RNA, 8252 nt
Organism: Vitrella brassicaformis
Lineage: Eukaryota; Vitrellaceae
Source: the annotation of a GenBank genome assembly
CUUCACAUAUAUUAGAUCUGAUGAAAGCCAUCAGUCGACGAAUGAAUGCAUGUCUGUCAUCAUGUCAUUGGACGUGUGGCUAUCAUCCAUCACUUCAGGGACCCCGAUAAAUUCAGUCUCAUGGAACGCCAUGCAUGUCUCACAGGCACACAAAACACUCACUGCAUGACACACUACAAACCAUGCACUGACAUUACAUACACUGUGCAUGUGAGAGAUGCGAGAGCCACAUAAAUACGCACACACACACAUACAGAGAUAGAGAGGAUCUACACAAAACCGAGAGGAUUAGAGCUGAGAUCCACGCAAAAGGGAGAGGGAAAAACGUACAAAGGCCCACUAAUUGUCCAUUCCACGCACUGCUCACUCGUCGUAUGCAUUUGCCUAGAGGUAUGAGAAAAGACAGACAUCCUCACACAUGAGUUCCACGCCAAAGAGAGAAGGCAAAACGUGCAAAGGAUGCCAACGAAUUGUCCGUCCAUUCCACACACUGUUCAUUCAGUCAUCACAGAGGCCCUGCUCGUACACGGUCCCCGAGUCCUCCUUGCUGCACUGCCGGCGACAGAUGGGACACGGCAUCUUCCUGCCGGUGUGCGUCUUCUUGAGAUUCUCGAAACAACCUGAAUGCCCACAUGAAUGAGACCAUCAAUCCGUGAUACACAGCGGCUGGUCUGACAGGCACCCACCCAGCCAGCCACCUGUGCAGAGGCACUUGUGCCGGCAGGGCAUCAUGAUGAUGACAUUGGGCUCCUCCUGGCACACCACGCAUGAUGUGAUGUUCUGCUUGGGCUUGCCCCUCUCCUCAUCCAGCUGCUGCUGCAUCUCAGCAAUCUUCUUGGCCGUCGCCUCCUCCUGACGCUUUAGCUGCUCGGCUGCCUCCUUCUCACGCGCCUCGCGCUCGGCCGCGAUGCGCCGCUCCACGUCACGCUGGAAGUCCUCACUCUCGAGCCGCCUCUGGUGGUCGCUCGAGCGCACCAGGAGCUCCUUUGAGACGCUGGAUCUCAUGCGAGGCGGCCAGCUGGAAGUCCAUGACGUCCUCGAGCGACCUGAGGGUGGUCAGCUUCUCUCUGGUCAGCCUGACAGACAGAAGAGAGACAUGGAGAGAGAUGGAUGAAGUGGCAAGGAUGGCUGUGGGUGUGGUGUGCCCCACCGCUCCCCGUCGCGUCGCUUGAGCUCGUCGUGCUGCUCGAUUAGGCCCCGCAGACGGGUCUCGGAUGCCUCACGGUCGGUAGCGGCCUGGCCGACCUCAUACACCAACCUGCAGCAGCAGCAGGCGGCACAGAUGCACAAGAAUCCAUCUCUUUUGGCCAUUUCUCUCUGCGCUUUCUCACUUGGCGAUGUCCUGAUCGAUUUCCUCCAGCCGCUUGGACGCCAGCACACACUUCUGGGGGAUCUCGAGGGCGCUGCUCUCCAGCUCCUCCAGCCAUUGGACAGACUCGCCUGCCGCAGCAGAUGGAGGGCUGGUCGGCGAGGGGGCCUCUGGAGGCAAGUAGGGGCGAAGCUCCCUGUCAUGUGUGUCGGGGGCCGGCUCCUCCGAUGACGAUGACCCAUCAGGAGUGUUCUGGGCGAGAUGCACCAGCUGGUCGCUACUCGAGAGCACGAGCGCCUGCAGCACGUUGAAGCGGCCGUUGAUAGUGUCCUGGAAGUACUUGACGUCAUCAGCAGUGGCCUUUAGGUCGAGUUCGUCGUCGGUGAGGCUGCAGCAGGAAAGACAGAUACAUGAAAGGGGGAUAGUGUAUGGAUGGGUUACGGCUGCGCGUACGUGGGGUUGGCCAUCUUGAGUCUGUCGUUUUCUUCGGUCAGGCGCUGCUCGUGGGAUUUCGACGCCUCGGCCAUGGCCUUCUCAGCCUGCAGCUUCGCUUCCAGACUGCCGCAUUCACACAGCCACAAACAGGCGACUAUGCCUCACGCGAGUAUUCGUGUGCUCAUCGUCUGUGCUCACUGGUUCUUCUGCUUGUAAGCUGAGUUGGCGUCACUCUUGAUGACCUCCCACCGAUCCGCAGCCGACUGCAGCGAAGCGGCGAUCGCCUCCUGCUGCUCCCGGUCCUCGUCAUCCGCAGCAGCACUGCACCCACACACAUCAGACAAGGAGACGCAUGGCGAUGCGGCCUCUUCCAUAUCUGUGUGUAUAUCUGUGCCGACCUCGGUGCGGGCGGCGGGGGAGCGCUCGACGAAGAUGACGGCAUGGCAUCGAUCUCAUCCUCAAGACUGCCACGCACACACAAUGGCGGCUGGUUGCCGUAACGGAUGCCUGGAGGGCCGGACAGAGGGCCACAAGGCGUCUCAGAACCAACACCAGAGCCGCAGGAAAGCCAGGAUACCAUCGAUGUGUGUUGUCUACGUGUGUCGCAUCUUGACAUUUACUUACGGGCCUGUGACGUCGUCUGCAUCACUCAGCUGGGGUGCCGAUGCGGCACCUCCACCCGCCGCUUUCUUGUUCUUGUCUUUCUUCUUUCCUCUCUUGGCCCCGCCCGUUGACGCAAACUCGACGCUGGCAAGAGGGGAUGGUCGGCCUGCAUGAUCCUCCAGGCUGCACACACACGGAACAAAAAACACAUUGGUAUGACACACAUGGCCGUGUUGUUGUUGUGACGCCUGACCUUUCCUUUUUGUCGAUGCAUCCGUUCAGGUCGGCCCGCAGCUGAGCCGUCACAUCAGCCGGGCAGAACCUGCGCACACACAGCCACAUUGACAGCUACAGACCACACAGUCGAUUGGAGCUAUGUUUGGGAGUCACUGGUCGUGUCGGGCUGACGUCUGUGCGGAGGAGGGCCGGUCGGCGGGCGUCGUGCUGACCGUCGAUGACGCCGGCGGGUCGGCAAAUGAGGACCUGACGGACGGAUGACACACACACACACACACACACGACAGAGCGUCUCACUCCGCGUGUGGUGGGUCUCCUCUGAGUGUCUUACGAUGAGCUGGACGGCCGCUGGGCAGCAAACAAGUGGCGGGCCGGCGCGCCAUGAGCAGGGGAGAGAGGGAGAGGGGGCAAUGGCGAAGGGCCGACACCCGCUCGAGGCUCCUGGCUGAGGACGUGUUGCUGGUGGCGGCCACUCGGGGCGUCAGAGAAGGCCGGCUCGACACUGUGCGCCACACACAGAAGGACAGCAGAUGGGGGCCACUGGUGAGAAGUGUCGGUGGCUCUGUCUGCACCUGUCGCUGCGUGUGUCUGGCGGGCAGCUGAGCGGCGCAGCAGCUUCCUCCGUCACCUGAUCUACUUCUUCAGUCUGGUGCUGUGUGUCGUCGGCCUCCUCCGUCUCGCCAUCUGCCGCUGACUCGGCCUGCUGAGCCGCCAAUCGCUGAAGGCAAUGACACACACAUGCAGUAUCCAUGUGUGCAGCGGUGCACGGCACCUUGAGACGCUUCUGCUCGCGCUUUCUGGCGGCCUUCUCCUCCUUCUUGCGGGCCAUCUCCUCCUCUCGCCGCACUUCGGCAGCCGCCGCCUUCUGACGGGCCUCCCGAUGAGCCAUCAACACGUCCACACAAGACUGAACACACCAAACAAAUGAAGCGGCUGACGUGGUGUGCCUUCCUCCUGUCUGCUGACCUUCCGGCCCAAAAGGCGGGCGACAUCGAGGGGUGUAUGUCCACACAUCUCGACGGCCUCAGCGUCCAGUUCCCUCUCCAGCAGCCACUUGACAAUCCCGGACCACCCAUUGGCAGCCGCCCAAUGCAGCAGAGACCAGCCCGUCUUGGUACGGCUGUGCAGACUCAGGACGGGCCUCUUGCGACGCCCUCCAUUGCCCUCGGCCGGUGCGCUGCGCGUCAGGCCGCGGCGUUCGAGCACAUCCAGGGUGGCCACUGCACGCGACUGCCGGGCCUUCUCCUUUUGCUCUGCCUCCUUCGUCGAUGUGCCGCCGGCCGCCUGUGGUCCCGCCUCUUGCGCAAGAUCGUCGCUGCCGGCCCGUCUGCCCUUGCUGGCGGCCUUCUUGCGGCUCUUGUGACUGCCCACCGUGGGCUCAGGAUGGGGCCGGGGAGCUGUCGCCACACACAAGGGCGUUAGCGCGGGUCAGUCUGGCUCAAUCGACCAGCCGCUCACUGUCGUUAUCUUGGUUGCCUUCCGGGUCCUCGUCUGCGCCGACGCAGGCUAGCUGAAGGAUGUUCAGGCCCGCAGGGAAGUCCCCCUCAGAGAGGACUGACGGGUCGGCAUGCGGCUGCUGCAGAAGGUAGUCGAGGAUCUCAUGGCGAUGAUAGAAAGCAGCAGCACCUGAAGACACCAAGUCAGACCUGUGUCCAUCCGGCAUUCCUCAUCUUAUUCUGUCAUGCCCUGUCCUCUCGACACUCACCGACAGCCGAUGACUUCAUAACUUUUCUGGUUUCACCGCCCAAAAACACCGGACCGAUUUCGUUGACGUCGGCAUUGGACUCGACCAGCGACUGCAGAGGCAGACAGACAGGCAAGCCCAUGAGAGGCGGCCAAGUGGUCUCAUGUGGCCUCUCUACUGGCGUACCUUGACGAUCUGCGGCGCAGAAUGAGCAUCAGACGCGACUGCCAGAAUCAGCAAAGGCGUCCGCACAUACCCUGAUGCCAUCCAGACGUAAUCAGACAUCACCCUUCGAUCUUGGUUUGCUUAUUCACUUACGGUCAGGCUUGAUUCUCUCGCCAUCGAAUGGCUCGAUGUUCGCGGGCGAAAGGUCUCGCCAAUUGUGGAUCCGCCGGUCCCUCGCCCGCACCAGCCCCACCGACAGACCCCCGUCGCCUUCCUCCUCCGUCGGCUUGAUGAAGUUCCCCCGCAGCAGUGUGUCGAGUGACCCAGCCGAGCCGUACCAGACGGAUGACUGGAGGGCCUGCUUCAGCACGAAGCCGUUCAUGUAGGAGACCAAGGGAGUGAAGAGCCAUGUUAGAAGCGAGAAGCCCUCCUUGAGAUCGACGGGCUUGCAUUGAUCCGCAAGCUGAUCCUCUUUGCAUGCCUCACGGAUCCCUCGCGCUCUGGCCUUCAUCUCCAUCAUGCCCUUGGUCGCCUUCUCACGCAGCUCCUGCCUCUUCCUCCCGUGUGCCGCGGCCGCUGGCGAGUCGACACCGCCGCCCUCCUCCAUCGCACCAGCCGCAGCCGCCUGUAUCCAUCCAUCCACACAAACGGUGCGGUCUGUGUGUGUGUGUGUGGGUGCCCCUGCCAUAUAUGUGUGGGGCGAUCUUUCGCUUGCCGUGGGGAGGGAAGGCGCUCCCGUGCUGAGUCCUGCAGCAGUGCUGGUGGCCGAACGCCCCGAUUGGGCAGGGAAAUGCUUCAGCAGCACGACCUCGGACCCACUCACUGUCACGGCUUAUUGGACGCCAUUCCUUGAGCUGACCUUCCGGCCGAAUAGAUGUGCGACGGCGAGAGGCGUAUCGUUGAACUUGUUGACAGCCCCAGGGUCCGCCCCCUUUGAGCAGCCACUCGACCAGGCUGCACCAGCCGCUGCCGGCCGCCAGGUGCAGAGGCCUUUCGCCAUAUGAGUCCCUGCCGUUGAUGUCGAAGAUGCCGCUGCAAUUCUCGCCGUGCUUGAUCAGUCCCUCCGCAUCGAGCACCUCGAUAGUGGCCAGGGCCUCCUGCUGUUGCCCCUCCGGCUGCGCAUUCGGGUUGCCCAUGCAGACCAGCUGAAGCAAGUCACAAGAAAGGUGGACGGGGGGGCCUGAGAAGGAUGGAGGGGGCACAAACAGGGACGCAGGAGGUCAUUCGUUGAUAGAUGGGGUCUGUGGUACCUACCGUGUCCGCGCUCAAACGUCACGACUGCCGGCACUGCGGGGUCGGCUCUUGCCUCACGAAGAAGGAAACCGAGGAGAUCAGGACGGUGCCAAAUGGCAGCCGCACCUGCACACACACACGGAAGGCAAUGCAAUGAGGCUGUGUUUCACCAAUAUCUUUCCUUGCCGCUUACCGACGGCGGAGGUGUUGUAGCUGAUCUUGCCGUCAAUCACCUUUGUCUGGCCGGCAUAGCCUCGCGCAUUCACAUCGGCGUUGUACGCCAGCAGCGUCUGCAUAACACAGACACACAGACGUAUCCUUACACGCAGCCAGCACGACGGGCUCCGGGCGUACCUUCAUGGUCUGGAUGGGCGCGUUGGCCACGGCCGCCUGGACGACAAGGGGGGACGGCACAUAGUCUGAACACACAGACAAGAUCCACACCAACGUGCAGUAAGUGCCGAGCCGUCCAUACCUCUGUCUGCCUCUCUGUCUGCCUGUCUGUCUGUCUGCGGACCUGCGGUGACUAGGUUGAGAGGUUCAUCACGGUACAUGCACGAUGGAUCGAGAGGAUCCAGGGUCAGGUCGCUCCACUGGAGCACCUUCCCGCCCCUCUUGGUCCGCACCUCCCCCACAGCCAGCCUCCCCUUGUCCUUCUCGGUCGGCUUGACGAGCGUCUCGCUGAGCAGCGACUCGAGCGACCCGGCCGCACCGUGGACCACACACGCCUGCAGGGCGUGGCGAAAGAGCACACCGCCGAGGAGGGAGGGGUCGGGGAAGCCGGGAUUUGGCAGCAGCUCGAAGACGAGCUGGUGGUCCUCCUUGGACUGCACGGCCUUGCGCUGAUCUUCUGCCACCAGCUGAUCGUGGGCGUACAUCUCCCGCACCGCCCGCAGCAUGGCCGUCAUCUUCUGGCCGUUCGGGUCCACCCGCUUGAGAGUCUCAUCCUGCCAGCGCGCGAUAAGCUCGUCAAGCUCCUCCACCAGAUCGGGCGUCGCAUCGCGGGAACCACCCUUCUCGGGCCGUGAGUGCCGCUCGUCGGCACCGCCCCCGUCCUCACCGUCCGGCCCAUCGUCGUUGUGCAUCCGCCCGCGAGCCGUCCCCUUGGUGGCCGCCAACCGAGUUGGCCCGCCGGGCGUGCCGAUGGCGCUGCGGAGAUUGGCCGGGAAGAGGAAGGACGACGAGCUGCCGACGGGGGAAUAUGCCUUACCCUGAUGCUGGGAGAGGUCUCUGUCUAGCAGCCUGGUAGACUGCCGGCUGGGGUCCUCUGGCCGCCGCUUGUCGCGCCUCUCUUCGGCCCUCUGCACCGACGAGUGGGCUGCGGGAGGGGGCGGGGAGGGGGCUGGGGUACGGGCUAUGGUGUUGAUGGUCGUCUCCGCGUCCGCCGACACAAAAGACGCGCUGCUGUCGGUGGUGCUGCAGAGGGGAUUCCAUCUGACGAAGUAGAACCACAGGCUGCCCGCUCCCCAGGUGCACUUGACAGACACCCCGGCGGCGGAUCCAUCAUACAGCCAGUCAGAGGGAAGCACCUCCACGGCUGACAGCAGGACGAUGGUCUUGGGGUGGCUGCCGACGACCACUCCGCGGUCCAUCAGCUCGUCCACCACCUUCUCUGCGAUUGUGCCUAGGUUCACUCUGCGGCUGCCCGUCUCGUGGGGGUGCCCCUCCUCGCACGCCUGCUUCAUCGUCAUGCGGACCGCCGUCUCGAAGUGCCCCUUCUCCUCUGGGGAUACCGAUGUCGGUGCGGAGGGGUCGCCGGCCUCACGCCCGUCGGCCAAACUCACACAGAGGGGCUGCACGGAGGCAAAUGCAGAGAAGCCAUGAACAAGUGCGCGAGGAUGAUUUGUGAGCUUCCUUACCCCGCGUCUAUACGGCGGACACCAGGGAGCGGAUGCUCCGUAUGGAUCGCUCCGCACGCGCACGCACAAGACUCGAUGAUGGAGCAUGUGUUGCCUGAGGCUGGCAGCGACCUCCUCCUUCCACUCGCCAUCAGGUCGGGAAAGGGACCCAUGCGCCUGAUCGGCGACCUUCGACAACAUCCGUGCUGCCUCGUCGGGGUGGAUGGGAGGGACGAUGUUGCCAUGCUGACUGCGAAGCAAGUUGCGCUUGUAGUCCGCCUUACUGACGCCCAGCGCACCUAAGGUCUUCGUCUGAUGCAGAUAGAGGUCGGGCCGCUGCACACACACAUCCACAGCCAUGUCCGCAAGUCGGUCCGCAACCUGCUGUGUGUUUCGAUGUGUGCGCACCUUCAGACGGUCUGCCAGCCGCUGCCGCUCGAUGAGCCCGUCCUCGUUGCUGCCCUCCCCCAAAGUGUCCUCAGGUCUGGCGGGCAGCUGCAGCGUGAGAGGGACGAUAUGUGACAAAAUAGAGGGGACGGCAGCCUCCUCUUCGGCAGCACUGGUAGCGUGGCCGGCGGAGCCGCCGGGCAAAACAGGGCCUCCAUCUUCGGUGUUCUUGCCCUCGUCGAGAGGCCUCUUGCCGACAGCCAGGCCUUUCCGCAGUUUCUUGGGUAAGCCAUCCAUCGGCGCAGGCAGAUCGCAACUCACUCUCGCAACAAGGCCUCUGCUCUGUUGAUGCUGCCCCCUU